Messenger RNA from Nicotiana tabacum (common tobacco), 805 nucleotides. RefSeq names its product mediator of RNA polymerase II transcription subunit 28-like. Gene Ontology annotation, cellular component: mediator complex. Gene Ontology annotation, biological process: regulation of DNA-templated transcription. The record is from RefSeq and is a predicted model, not a curated record. NCBI's taxonomy places the organism in Eukaryota, Viridiplantae, Streptophyta, Magnoliopsida, Solanales, Solanaceae.
CUCCAUAACUAAUACAGUACUUCCCGGCUAAAAAUAUAACCAUUGCUUAAAUUCCUGUCUUCACUUCAACUGAUUCCAGUCUUACAUAGUACACGCCAUAGCUCAAGGGCUAUAGCAUCUCCAACUGGUCUUUGAAGUGAGGGUUGCAAUUCUGCAUUUGCUUUGAGGUACAUGGCUGACAGACAUCAUGUUGAUCAACAGCAAAAUACUGAACCACAGAUGAACUCUUCUGCUUCAAGGGAUGAUAUGAUCGCCUGUGUGGUGGCAUUAGAGGCUGCCUUACUACCCUGUUUGCCUGCACGAGAACUCCAGGCAAUAGACCGUUCAGCCCAUCCAUAUCAUCAGAUCGAUGUAGAGAGACAUGCUAGAGAUUUCAUGGAAGCUGCCAAGAAACUUCAACUUCAUUUGAUUGGGUUGCAACGUGAUGAUCUGCCUACAAGACCCGAGAUGCUUACAAAGGAGAUAGAAAAGAUGGAAGAAGAGUUGAAAACAAAGACUGAACUCAUAGCUAAGCAGGAGAGACUGAUCCAAGGAUGGAGGGAAGAGUUGAAGGACCAACUGGAUAAACACAUCAUGGAGUUAGAAAGGGUGUAAACUUCUCUUGUUUUAUUUGUGAUUCAAUUUGGAUUCUGGGUUGGGAUGACAAGUCCUUGUUAACGUUACUUUAGUUAUUUUUUUUCUUAAUUUUGGUGGUGUCCCGACUAGUUUGUGUGCACGUCGACUAUUCUAGGUACCUGCUACUGCUAUAUGUCCUCAUGUAUCGAGUAACUCUGCCUAUAAACUUGAAAUUGAAUCUUUAUCAGCA